Eptesicus fuscus (big brown bat) is the source of this 918-nucleotide messenger RNA. RefSeq names its product skin secretory protein xP2-like. The transcript has 4 exons. The record is from RefSeq and is a predicted model, not a curated record. NCBI's taxonomy places the organism in Eukaryota, Metazoa, Chordata, Mammalia, Chiroptera, Vespertilionidae. Bases 4 to 918 code for a protein of 304 amino acids.
ACCAUGUUUUCGUGUUGUCUCCCCGUGUCCCGAGGCCGAUGCCUCCAGAGAGGCAGCGAGGAGAGUGUGUUUAGUCGUGGCCGCCGCUGGAUCCGGACCCGGACUCAGCGCAAAGGACGCCUGUGGCCCUUUUCCCGGCGGCGGCGCUCAGAGAGCUCAACCCGGGCCAAGGAGAGGCCAAAGCAGGUCAAGGAGGAGCCGCAGCUGGUCCAUGAAGACCCCCGCCCCACGCCCAGCAGGGAGGGGCCGGUGAGCCACACCACUGAGGGCCAGCGCAGGCCUGCAGUGCGUGUGGCCGCCUGGGGGUCUGGGGAACCAGGGCCCAUGGGUGCAGGGAGAAGGACUCCUCCACCCGAGCCACACAGGCCCCACCAGCCUCCAACCUCGAAGCCGCUCAGUCCCAAUAGGCCGAUGGCACUUUUCAUCUCGGGGCUGCAGUGCUGUGCCUGCGGAAAUCGCACCAGGCCAGAAGACCUGGAGCCCAAGGAGGCAGAGCCCAAGGCACCAGCUCAGGGGGCAGACACGGCUCCUCCUGUAACAUCCAAAGUCCACCCUGAGGAGCUGGAGGCAGAGCUGGAGGCAUGUGCACCUCCAGAGCCUGUGCCACCUCCAGCAGCCUCUCCAGCUGCAGCUGUGGAGCCAGGGCCGGCCCCAGACACAACUGAGGCCCCACCAGCGCUGGAAGAAGAAUCCUGCCCAGGACCCUUGCUGGUUCCUGCCUCAGAGGAGGAGCUGCCUGUGGAGGAACCUAAAAGUGAAUUUUCACUGCUGAUCUUCAACUUUUCUAGAGACAAUCUGAUUCAUAUAUCAAGUGAUAAACAUGCCUACAACCAACAGACAUGGUUUUCUGAUAAAGUUAUUCACUCAAAUAUGACAGAGAUGAGAAAUGUUUCCCAUCAGAACAAAACAAAGUUAUAG